AUGGUUAGGUUCUGUUUCACGUUGGGCAUUCCGCUAAAUCGCAGCCCAUUCCAAGGCCCAAUCCUGUUCUCGAGAACCCCGCGAUUUCUGAUGAUGAUCUGCGGGUAUCCCGUGAUUUCCAUUCCGAUCGUGAAAUCUCCCGGAGAAGGGUCGUUUUCCGACUUCCACGACGUGAGGUGUUUUUCUUCUCCGGUGAGACGUCCCGACCGACAUUCCAGGGACGAACGUGUCGGUGGGAAAGUCGAAGCUCUGCCACAAGUAGUUGUUACUGUUCGGUUUUUCUCGGAUUACGAGAUUUCCAGAGUCGAGCAAUUGGGCCAACGGGACCAUAUUGUUCGGUUAGUUGUUUCGUCGCGGAUAAGCAACUGGCCGGAAGAGUUGACUGUGAGGAUGCCGUUUGUUAGUGGGGAUUCGCGGUUAGCGACCCAAAUGACGGUUCGAGGUGUUAUGUUUUUGUACCAAAUUCCAAGGUAUCGGUUUGUGGAGGUGUUGGGGCUGAAAAAACCAAGCUCGAAAAUCUGUGUGGAGGAGACUAGUGUUUGGCCGUCUCGAAGGACGUGGUUCGAGUUUAUUGUGUCGGCCGAACUGGAAAUUCGGACAACACGCAGAAAAAGACAUAGUAUGAAAAGAAGAAAAGAAGGGGCUUUACUGGAUCUUGUUAAAUAUCUUGGGUGGACUUGA
Messenger RNA from Striga asiatica, 681 nucleotides. Lineage: Eukaryota; Viridiplantae; Streptophyta; Magnoliopsida; Lamiales; Orobanchaceae. The record is from the annotation of a GenBank genome assembly.